AUGCAAACAAAAUUAGACGACUGGAAUUCAAGAAAACAAAAGGCAUCUCGUCUCCUAGCAUCCAUCAAUUUUCUUAAAAGAUGCAGAGACCACAACAUCAUCCCCAACUGUGUACGAUUGGCUCCAAGAAAGGACAUAGUUGGGAGCACCAGUAUUCUUGAAACAGCAAGUAGAAAAUUGUUAAUUAAACUUGUCGCCGGACACAGAACAGAGUAUCAACGACUAAACAUUCAAAUCCAAAAUGAAACGGAGGAAAUACGUGAGAUAUUAUCGGAAAUAGAUUGGAGGCAGUGCAUAAACAUCUUAAACACUCGGGCUCACAACAAAUUCAACAACUGCAAAGUCAUACAAAUAAAAAAAAAGUUUGAAAAACUAGCACAGAACACCAAUAGACACCUGUCAAACGUCGCGACUUUAAAUGACACACCCGAUACUAGUCAAAAUGUCACUGUCAUCUAUCUGUCAAAACAAAACUUGUAUAAACAAACAAUCAAGGUAUUAAAUAAAGGCUUAAAUUUUGCAACGGCACCGCGAAAAAUCCCUUACGAAGGAAUUCUCGAGAAGGCUCUCGCGGAGCUAAAGGCGAACGAAGACUUGGUAGUACUCCGAGCUGACAAAGGGAACGCAAUACCUAUAAAAAAGGCGAUAAAGAUCCCACAAACAAGGUAA
Molecule: messenger RNA, 669 nt
Organism: Pieris macdunnoughi
Lineage: Eukaryota; Metazoa; Arthropoda; Insecta; Lepidoptera; Pieridae
Source: the annotation of a GenBank genome assembly